Eruca vesicaria subsp. sativa (arugula) is the source of this 1056-nucleotide messenger RNA. The record is from the annotation of a GenBank genome assembly. Lineage: Eukaryota; Viridiplantae; Streptophyta; Magnoliopsida; Brassicales; Brassicaceae.
AUGAUUCGAGGAUUGCUUCUUGGAAUCAUAUGGAUGUUAAACUGUGUUUGCCCAUCAUUUCAACAGGACACGAAGUUUGUCUUCAACGGUUUCCGCCAAGAAGAUCAUCGUCUUCAUCUUGACGGUAGUGCAAGAAUCCUUCCAAAGAAUCAUAUCCUGCAGCUGACAAAUGCAACGACAACGCAAAUAGGUCGUGCUUUCUUCAAGAAGCCAGUUGACUUCAAACCAUCUGAACCAGUCUCCUUCUCCACACAUUUCGUUUGUGCGUUGCUCCCCGCUGGUAAAAUCAGUGGCCAUGGCCUUGCGUUUUUUGUGUCUCAAUCCACUGACUUCAUCGGCGAUGAUCCAACUCGGUUCUUCGGGAUUUUCUAUGGAAACGGAUCUAAUUCUCCACGUGUGUUGGCUGUUGAGCUUGAUAUAGCUCCAGAUGAGGACAUUGAUGGUAAUCAUGUUGGGAUUGAUGUGAACAGCGCAAAGGAUGUGGCAUCUGCUAAGGCUUCUUAUUAUUCAGACAAAGAAGGUAGGAAGAUAGACAUCAAACUAUUAAGUGGAGAUCCUAUUCAGGUUUGGGUGGAUUAUGAAAGAACCACACUCAAUGUUUCAUUGGCUCCUCUUGGAAACCACAAACCAAGCCGACCUCUCUUGUCAUCAACAUCCAUCAAUCUUACCGAGAUUGUGCAAGGUAGAAGAAUGUUUGUAGGGUUUUCCGGUUCAACCGGGAGAAACUUGUAUGCGGAAGUAAGAGAGGAAUGGGAAAAGGAAUAUGGUCCACUCAGGUUCUCUUACAAAUCUCUAUACAAAGCAACAAAAGGGUUCAGUAAAAGUGGGUUUCUUGGGAAAGGAGAUUCAAGACCGUCCAUGGAACAAGUGGUGCUAUACUUAAACGGAAACCUAACCUUGCCGAAGUUUGGGCCAUAUUCUUCUGGAAUUGGAGUUCUCAAUUCAAUGGCGUCUACACCUGCACAGCCCAUGCUCCCUUCACUAUCAUUGUCUUUCUCCUCAUCUAAUAACUCUAGGUUUAUGACUCACUCAAUCAUCUACGGGAGUGGACGAUGA